This is a messenger RNA of Indicator indicator, 1197 nucleotides long. RefSeq names its product methyltransferase 22, Kin17 lysine (gene METTL22). The transcript has 10 exons. Gene Ontology annotation, biological process: protein methylation. Gene Ontology annotation, cellular component: nucleus. Gene Ontology annotation, molecular function: protein methyltransferase activity. The record is from RefSeq and is a predicted model, not a curated record. NCBI's taxonomy places the organism in Eukaryota, Metazoa, Chordata, Aves, Piciformes, Indicatoridae. Bases 25 to 1197 code for a protein of 390 amino acids.
AGAUGUUCCUGGCAUCAACACAUCAUGGUAGAUAUAACAGAGAAGGAGAUGGAUAACCCCACGUUUAAAAGUGACACUGUACUUUCUGACGUGCACUUACACUGUCCAAACAAAAGACGUCUCAUGGUACGAUUAAAUGCAGUUGGACAACCAGUAUUUCUGUCAUAUUUCACACUCCUUUGGAACACAGAAGAUUUGGCAUCUGAGAAACACAAGAGAGAAGCUACAACAGAAAGAGAAUACCAGUACAGAAGUGGAGAUGAGCUGUGUGAUGAGGACAGAAAUAAUCUAAAAGAAAGAGAAUUAAAUAGUGAAGUAGAAGCUCUGCUAGAUGAUGAUGGAGACUUGGAAGUGGUCAGAAGACCUCGAAGUGCCUCUGAUUUAGAAGCAGAAGAUCUUUUGAGGGAUAGAGUGUGUCCUGUAAUUCUAAUGAAAGGGGAAGAAGAUGCUUUUGAAGACAAACAAAAAUGCACUUGCAGUGAUGCUGUUAAAAUAGAACAUACUAUGGCAACACCCUUAGAAGAUGUUGGUAAACAAGUCUGGCGUGCAGCCUUUCUUCUUGCUGAUUACAUUGUGUUUAAACGAGAUGCAUUCAGGUGUUGCUCAGUGCUAGAGCUUGGAGGUGGCACUGGAAUCACAAGCAUUAUCAUGGGAACAGUUGCCAAAAGAGUUUAUUGCACAGAUGUUGGUGAAGAUCUUCUGGCCAUGUGUGAGCAAAACGUUGCAUUGAACAAACACCUGAUGGAGCUGGGAAGAGGGGAAGUCAAAGUAAAAGAGCUGGACUGGCUGAAAGAUGAAUUCUGCACUGAUCCUGAAGCUCCUUAUAACUGGUCUGAAGAAGAGAUUGCUGAUUUGCAUGACCACUGUACUGUGAUAAUGGCAGCUGAUGUGUUCUAUGAUGAUGACCUGACAGAUGCCUUGUUCAGAACGCUGUAUAGAAUCACGCACAACUUGAGAAAUUCUUGCACAGUUUACCUAGCAUUAGAAAAGAGGCUGAACUUCACUUUAAGACAUAUGGAUGUUACGUGUGAAGCCUACAGUCAUUUUAGAAGUGCUCUAAAUGAUUUGGAGAACCUCCAAGACAGCAAAAUUAAAUACACUGCAGAGCCCAUUAAGGUUGAUUUCUGCCAAGCUCUUAUUUAUGAACGAAUUGAGCAGUUGGAAUUGUGGAAGAUCACUGCUGAACAGCUAACAUGA